Bursaphelenchus okinawaensis is the source of this 3094-nucleotide messenger RNA. NCBI's taxonomy places the organism in Eukaryota, Metazoa, Nematoda, Chromadorea, Rhabditida, Aphelenchoididae. The record is from the annotation of a GenBank genome assembly.
AUGGACAAAAUCAGGGAACGGGCCAGUAAAUGGUUCAAGAAGAAGAAGAGCAACCCCGGAACACAGGAUGACACCACCAGCGAUCACAACUCCAAAAGGGUAGGUCUUAUUUAGUGAAUGAUUCAGGUUAUUGAGGGCGGAAAGUAGAUGUAUUUCGAUAGUACUGUAAUUUGUCUUUAAACGUCAAGAACUUACUAUAGUUUGAAUAGGAGAUAGAAACGUAAUUCACUUUUACUAGGUAUGGGUAAACUACUGUAAAUGAAAUAGAAAAGUCAAAAAAUUACAGUAAUUUGCCUAGGCCAAACAAAAAGUACUGUAUAUGGAAUAAAGUGGUAAAAAAGUACUGUAGCUUGCCUAGGGUAAUUAAAAAGCACGGUAGUUUUCAAUAGGUACUGAUAAAAAAACUACUGUGUUUUUUGUAAGCUAGUCACAAGAUACUGUAUAUUGACUAGGUUUACUAAAAAGUACCGUAGCUUAACUAGAUCCAGCAAACAGUACUGUAGCUUGGAUGAGGUGAUUGAGAAGUACUGUAGCUUAAUUAUGGUGAUUAAAAAGUACAGUAGUUUUACUAACAUAAGUAUUAACAAAAAAUUACUGUAGUUUGAAUAAGUAAGCUUAAAAGUAUUUUACUGCUUAACAGUUUAAAUACAGUAAGUAAAACGUACUGUAGACUAACAUAAGCUAGAAUUACGGAAAUGUUAAGCUUCAUUUAAACAUAAAGUUUUUUAGGUACAUAAACGAAGAAGCACCCCAACGAUGAAACGAAACAACAGAUCUUCGUCAAAUGCCGAUGCGGGACCUUCUGUUAUGGCAGCUCCAGACAGGGACAGAGACAGAGACAAAGCGGACGGCAGUUUGAAAAGGUAAGACUUGGCUUUUUAUACCUAAAGUUUAACUUUUUGCAAAAAUUUGUAAAUAAAAAAUGUUUAAAAAUUCAAAAACACCCCUUAAAAUAUUUUUUUCAGAAGAAAAGCAAAAGCUAUUGCAAAAGCUAAAACACCAGAACAAGAAGCACCCAGUCCAGCUGCCCCAGCAGCUAGCCCAUCUUCUCCAGCAGCCAGCCCCGCGGCCCCACCAGCCAGCCCAGGCGCACCAGCAGCCAGUCCAGCUACUCCAGCCGUUAGUCCAGGUAAUCAACAGGUCGAAAUUGUCAUGGACAAGUUCAAUUUCAUCCACAGCACGAUCGACAAAGAGUUGACUGGCUUGAGGAAGGAAUUCAAUACACUGAAGGCAGAAGACAAGACUAGGUCCCCUCAGACAGUGACUGGACAGGAGGCUGAGGAACGGAAUCGGUUUAAGUUGAGUUUAAGAUGUUUUAAAGUUUGAUAUUAGAAAAUAUUGAAAUUUUUAUACGGCAGGGUAUUAUGUAGUCAUUGUACGUUGUUUUGGUUCAUUUUUAAAAAUAUAUUUUUUAAAAAUGCCCAAUAAAUUUCAAAAAACCACAGGGUGGACCAAGUCAACAUUUUUUUAAAAAAAUCUUUGAAAUUUUGAAGUUUUUCAAUUUUUUAGUUGAAAACGUAAAUUUUUCAAAACGUAUCACAUAAAAGACAAGGUAUUACCGGUACACCUCCGAAUGGUCAUUGGCUAAACAGCUAAUUAGAGCUGCAACCUGCGCAUAUGUGGGCGCGAAUUGGCUCAAACUUUUUCGUUUUUCUUGGAGUUUUCUCGAGAGUUUCGUACCUUUAUCUUGCCGUACCUCGGCGGAGGUGAAUGAAAACUCAAAAAUUGUUUAUCUUCGUUAUUUUUAAGGUUUUUAAGAUGUUUUUAAAAAUAUUUUCAAAAGUUGAUUGCGUAUUUUAAGAUUUAUAGCCAAUUUAAAAAACGCGCCCGGAAUUAUUGUUUUUCUUGAUUUUGACUCAGGAUAAAUUAAUAAAACUGUUUUUUUAGAAUAUCCAGUGCAUUGAAGCGACCAAGGCUAAACUGUCGGAUGGAGGGUACUACAAUGCCAAUAUUGUGGACUCAAUGUUCAUUUUGGCACAGUCUCCAUUGGAAAGAACGGUGGCACAUUUCUGGGACUUGGUCUUGGCGAAUGAGGUCGAAGCUGUAGGUUUGUUUUGAAUGUAUAAAAGAUUGUAAAGUUAUGAGAAGGUAAGAUAUAACAUUAAUAUUGUUUUGUUGACUUGAGUUAAGAGUUUUUCCUACAAAAAAUAGGUUUAUAUCAAGUUGUUGGACCUGAUUUUAUGUUCUAGUAGAUACAACCAGCCUUUAGGUCUGAAAAUGAUUGUUUUAUACAAGCUGAUUGUUUUUAAUUAUUAAGGAAAAAAUUUUAUACCUAUUGAUUUACAGAUCAUUCAGUUACAUCCGUGUGAUGAAGGUAAAAAGUGCGCCCGAUAUUAUCCAUCAAAGAUAGGUCAGAGCGCGGAAUAUGGCCCUUAUAAAGUGACCUUUUUAAAAGUAAGUUGUACUUUUAAGUCUAAAAAAUUAAAAUAUGUUAAAAGCUCUAAAGAAACUCAAAAAGCUACAUACAAUCCUAAUUUAUAGGCCGAUCCCCAGCCAGUGGAAGAACCAUCGCUCCAGUUCAUCAAUCUCAAAGUGCAAGGUCCAAAAUCUGAGGCCGCGCUGAAGCACGUCUAUUGGGGUGGGUUCCCAACCCAUGGUUAUCCAGAAGCCUCGAAUACAAUCCCAUUCAUUUGGAAGCAGUUAAAGACGACAAAGAAGAAGAUUCUAGUCCACUGUACGUCGGGUUCUGGUCGAAGCGCGGUCGUGGUGUUGACAUGUCAGAUGUUGGCCAAGAUUCAGAAGAAUGAAGAGGUCAAUAUGCUCAGCAUGACAAAGGAAUUGAGGACCAAACGGCAAAGUGCGAUUCGCAAUGAAAUGGUAAGGGUUUUAGGAAGAAUAUUGAAAAUGUUAAGGUCAAUAUCAAUUUUUAUAUAAAUAACACGUCUAAACCCAUAAUAUUAAUAAAACCUUGUUACAGGAGUACCUGUACGUGUUCCGCGUGCUAUUAUUCUACUUUAUGAAGUACAACGCCAUUGAAAUGAGCCAGAAUCUGUUGAUCUUCAUCGACGACUACGAUUCGUAUGUGAAGAAGUACGAUCAAUCCAGGAAGGAGCAGAACGCCGAAUUUACUGAACCCUCUGAUGAAUGCAAUUAA